CGGGAACUGCACCGCCGCCGGAGCAGCGCGACACCGGCUCUCGCCGCCCCGGCGGGAUGAUGCUGCCGGUGUACCCGGAGCAGAAGCCCAACCCGCUGCAGAGCGCGAACCUCUGCUCGCGCGUGUUCUUCUGAUACUGUGCUUUUUACAAAUCGAAGGCAAGACCUUCCACCAGCAAAAAGAUUACAACUCACUUUUUCAUGGUGGUCUGGAAAGGAACCCACAAUGUUUCUGAGGUGGCUAAACCCCUUGUUUAAAAUUGGUCACAAACGGAGAUUAGAAGAAGAUGAUAUGUAUUCGGUGCUUCCAGAAGAUCGCUCCAAGCACCUCGGAGAAGAGCUGCAAGGGUUCUGGGAUAAAGAAGUCUUGAGAGCCGAGAGAGACUCACGGAAGCCUUCUUUAACAAAGGCAAUCAUAAAGUGUUACUGGAAAUCCUAUUUAGUUUUGGGAAUUUUUACGUUAAUUGAGGAAGGCCUCAGAGUAGUCCAGCCCAUAUUUUUGGGGAAAAUUAUUCGUUAUUUUGAAAACUAUGAUCCCACCAAUUCUGUGACUUUGCACGAAGCCUACGCCUAUGUCACGGUGCUGUCUGUUUGCACGCUCAUUUUGGCCACACUGCACCACUUGUACUUUUAUCAUGUCCAGUGUGCUGGGAUGAGGUUAAGAGUAGCCAUGUGCCAUAUGAUUUAUCGGAAGGCACUUCGCCUUAGUAACAUGGCCAUGAGCAAGACCACUACAGGCCAGAUCGUCAAUCUGCUGUCCAAUGAUGUGAACAAGUUUGAUCAGGUAACAAUAUUCUUGCACUUUCUGUGGGCAGGCCCACUGCAGGCCAUCGCAGUAACUGCCUUGCUGUGGAUGGAAAUAGGAAUUUCGUGUCUUGCCGGGUUGGCAGUUCUAAUUAUUCUUCUGCCUUUGCAAAGCUGCAUUGGAAAGUUGUUUUCAUCACUCCGGAGUAAGACUGCAGCUUUCACAGACAUGAGGAUCAGAUCCAUGAAUGAAGUUAUAACCGGCAUAAGAAUAAUAAAAAUGUAUGCCUGGGAAAAGUCAUUUGCAGAACUUAUUACCAAUUUGAGAAGGAAGGAAAUUUCCAAGAUUUUGAGAAGUUCCUACCUUAGAGGAAUGAAUUUGGCAUCGAGUUUUGUUGGAAGCAAACUUAUCAUUUUUGUGACCUUCACCGUCUACGUGCUCCUUGGCAACGUGAUCACAGCCAGCCGCGUGUUCGUGGCACUGACACUGUACGGGGCUGUGCGGUUGACGGUCACUCUCUUCUUCCCCUCGGCCAUCGAGAAGGUGUCAGAGGCAGUUGUCAGCAUCCGAAGAAUCCAGAACUUUCUCUUGCUUGACGAGAUCAAACAGCGUAAUUCUCAACUGCCAUCGGGCAAUGAAAUGAUAGUGCAUGUGCAAGACUUCACUGCUUUUUGGGAUAAGGUAUUAGAAACCCCAACCCUCCAAGACCUUUCCUUUACUGUCAGACCUGGUGAACUGUUAGCUGUGGUUGGACCUGUGGGAGCAGGAAAGUCAUCACUGUUGAGUGCCGUGCUGGGGGAACUGUCCCCGAGCCAGGGGCUGGUCAGUGUGCAUGGAAGAGUCGCGUAUGUUUCUCAACAGCCCUGGGUGUUUUCAGGAACUGUGAGGAGUAAUAUUUUAUUUGGGAAGAAAUAUGAAAAGGAACGAUAUGAAAAAGUAAUACAGGCUUGUGCUUUGAAAAAGGAUUUGGAGCUUUUGGAGAAUGGAGAUCUAACUAUGAUAGGAGAUCGGGGAACCACGCUGAGUGGAGGGCAGAAAGCCCGGGUCAACCUCGCAAGAGCAGUAUAUCAGGAUGCAGACAUCUACCUUCUAGACGAUCCUCUCAGUGCAGUGGAUGCAGAAGUCGGAAAGCACCUGUUCCAACUGUGUAUUUGUCAAACCUUGCAUGAGAAGAUCACAAUCUUAGUGACUCAUCAGUUGCAGUACCUAAAAGCUGCAAGUCAGAUUCUGAUAUUGAAAGAUGGUAAAAUGGUACAAAAGGGAACUUACACUGAGUUUCUGAAAUCCGGGAUAGAUUUUGGGUCCCUUUUGAAGAAGGAAAAUGAGGAGGCUGAACAAUCUUCCAUUCCAGGAAGUCCCACACUGAGGAGUCGGACCUUCUCGGAGUCUUCAGUUUGGUCUCAACAGUCUUCUAGACCCUCGUUGAAAGACGGUGCUCUAGAGAGCGAAGCUAAUAUGCAGGUUACACUAACCGAGGAGAGCCGUUCUGAAGGAAAAGUUGGGAUGAAGGCCUAUAAGAGUUACUUCACAGCCGGUGCCCACUGGUUUAUCCUCAUUUUCCUUCUUCUAAUAACCGUCCUAGCUCAGGUCGCCUACAUUGUUCAAGAUUGGUGGCUUUCAUACUGGGCAAAUGAACAGAGCGCCCUGAACAUCACUGUAAAUGGAAAAGGAAAUGUAACCGAAAAGCUCGAUCUUAACUGGUACUUAGGAAUUUAUUCAGGUUUAACUCUAGCUAUCUUCAUUUUCGCCAUAGCAAGAUCUUUGUUGUUAUUCUACGUCCUUGUUAAUUCUUCACAAACUUUACACAACAAAAUGUUUGAAUCCAUUUUGAAAGCUCCAAUAUUGUUCUUUGAUAGAAAUCCAAUAGGAAGAAUUUUAAAUCGUUUCUCCAAAGACAUUGGACAUAUAGAUGACUUGCUGCCCCUGACAGUUCUAGAUUUCAUCCAGACAUUUCUACAAGUGAUUUCUGUGGUAGGCGUGGCGGUGGCGGUGAUUCCUUGGAUUGUGAUACCUUUGGUUCCCCUCUGCAUCAUUUUCUUUGUUCUUCGUAGUUUUUUCUUAGAAACAUCAAGAGAUGUCAAACGCCUGGAAUCUACAACACGGAGCCCAGUGUUUUCCCACCUAUCAUCUUCUCUCCAGGGUCUCUGGACCAUCCGGGCAUACAAAACUGAAGAGAGGUUUCAGGAACUGUUUGAUGCACACCAGGAUUUGCAUUCAGAGGCCUGGUUCUUAUUUUUGACUACGUCCCGAUGGUUUGCCAUGCGUCUGGAUGCCAUCUGUGCCAUCUUUGUCAUUAUUACUGCCUUUGGGUCGCUGAUUCUGGCAAAAACUUUGGAUGCUGGGCAGGUUGGCCUGGCAUUGUCCUACGCCCUCACACUCGUGGGGAUGUUCCAGUGGUGUAUCAGGCAAAGCACUGAAGUUGAAAAUAUGAUGAUUUCAGUAGAAAGGGUGAUAGAAUAUACAGACCUUGAGAAAGAAGAGCCUUGGGAAUACCCAAAACGCCCACCACCAGGCUGGCCCCAUGAAGGAGUGAUAGUCUUUGACAAUGUGAACUUCACAUACAGUUUAGAUGGGCCUCUGGUACUGAAACACCUGACAGCACUCAUUAAAUCAAGAGAAAAGGUUGGCAUUGUGGGAAGAACAGGAGCUGGAAAAAGUUCCCUCAUCUCAGCCCUUUUUAGAUUGUCAGAACCCAAAGGUAAAAUUUGGAUUGAUAAGAUCUUGACAACAGAAAUUGGACUUCAUGAUUUAAGAAAGAAAAUGUCAAUCAUACCUCAGGAACCUGUUUUAUUCACUGGAACAAUGAGGAAAAAUCUGGAUCCCUUUAAUGAGCAUACGGAUGAGGAACUGUGGAACGCCUUAAAAGAGGUACAACUUAAAGAAGCCAUUGAAGAUCUUCCUGGUAAAAUGGAUACUGAAUUAGCAGAAUCUGGAUCGAACUUCAGUGUUGGACAGAGACAGUUGGUGUGCCUUGCCAGGGCUAUUCUGAAGAAAAAUCGGAUAUUGAUAAUUGAUGAAGCAACAGCAAAUGUGGAUCCAAGAACUGAUGAGUUAAUACAAAAGAAAAUUCGUGAGAAAUUUGCCCAGUGCACUGUACUCACCAUUGCACACAGGUUGAACACCAUUAUCGACAGUGACAAGAUUAUGGUUUUGGAUUCAGGAAGACUGAAAGAAUAUGAUGAGCCAUAUGUUUUGCUGCAAAAUAAAGACAGCCUAUUUUACAAGAUGGUGCAACAACUGGGCAAGGCAGAAGCUGCUGCCCUCACUGAAAUAGCAAAACAGGUGUACUUCAAAAGGAAUUAUCCAGAUAUUACUCAGAAUGGCCAUGUGGCUACGAACACUUCCAAUGGACAGCCCUCAGCCUUAACUAUUUUUGAGACUGCACUGUGAUUCUGCUACGAUGUCAAGUCUUAUUUCGAAGACAUUUUUCCAAUAGUGUUUGCACCGUGUAAACUAUACUCUAUUUUUUUUUACACUAGCAGCAAGUUAUUUACAUACACAUGAUGUUAGUUUGUUUGGAAUUUUCUCCUCCAACUUCACCCAAUGAUUUUAAGCUCUACCAAAAUUACUUUUUAUUUUUAUUUAUAUUUAUAUGUUAUAGUAUUUUUUUCUUUAUCCAAAUCAGAGGUGCAGGCCACCAAUUAAAGCUGUCUACCAGGUUUGUGCCUUAAAAGACUCUGGAACAAAAGCUCAUUUUGUAAGGUAUGAGGCAAAGUUGUAAUAGAUUUUUUUUUACUAGCCCUAAAUUACAAAUUACUUUCCAUUUUUAUCAGAGAUUCUAUUUACUUGAAAAUUGUGUGAGGUUGCCAUUUUGUCUCACCACUUUAUAUAACAUAACUAGGAUCCAUUAUUUCCUCCCACAGGCCUCUGGUUAAAAUAGUACACAUAAAAUUAAUAGGAAAAACAAAAAAAUUAUACUUUAGUAUAAGUGGCAUUAUGGUAGGGAGAGGCUACUCAACACCCCACCCCCACCCCAAAAAAGAUAUAUAGUUAGAAUA
This is a messenger RNA of Pteropus alecto (black flying fox), 4742 nucleotides long. RefSeq names its product ATP binding cassette subfamily C member 4 (gene ABCC4). Gene Ontology annotation, cellular component: plasma membrane. Bases 226 to 4134 code for a protein of 1302 amino acids. Gene Ontology annotation, biological process: transmembrane transport. The transcript is spliced from 32 exons. Lineage: Eukaryota; Metazoa; Chordata; Mammalia; Chiroptera; Pteropodidae. The record is from RefSeq and is a predicted model, not a curated record. Gene Ontology annotation, molecular function: ABC-type transporter activity; ATP binding; ATP hydrolysis activity.